Dimorphilus gyrociliatus is the source of this 1430-nucleotide messenger RNA. Lineage: Eukaryota; Metazoa; Annelida; Polychaeta; Dinophilidae. The record is from the annotation of a GenBank genome assembly.
AUUUAUUUAAUCUUUAAUCGUUCUCUGAUAAACUUGCUAUCGUUCUUUUUUACACAGGCAUAAUUUCGUAUUUCAAUAAAAGAUAUAAUUAACAAUAUAUAUUUAAAUAAGAAAUGACGGAGAAAUUAGUUGAUGUUUUAGAGGAUGAUAUCAUUCGUAACGCAUUUACCGAAGCUGAAAUUAAAGAGCUAAGGGAAGCGUUUAACGUAUUUGAUAAAGACGGCAAUGGGCAAAUUACCACUGAUGAACUUAGUACCGUCGUGCACGGUUUACGUCAAGACUUUUCAGAGGAAGAUAUAAAGCAAAUGAUUGAUCUAGUGGAUGUAGACGGAGACGGAGUAAUUACACUAAGUGAAUUUCUGGAAAUAAUGGAAGAUUUGAGGUUGAUGCAAUCGGCUGAGGACGAAUGGCUUCAAGCAUUCCGUGCCUUCGACAAAGAUGGGGAUGGCUAUAUUAAUGGGGACGAUAUUCUUACAACAAUGAAAGGGCUAGGUGAGGAGUUAACAAAGGCAGAAGUUGAUAUAAUGGUGAAGGAAGCCGAUUUGAAUGGCGAUGGAAAAAUUAAUUACGGAGGUGAGUGGUGAUUGCUUUAGAAGAAAAAGAAAGUCUUGUUCUUCAAUUAUCCUCCGUAAAAGUUAGAGGAUUUUGUAGUUGACUAUAUUGUUCACACUCUGGCUAGAGUUUGCAUCAAUUUUCGUUUUGUGUAGUUUGUCAAUAUAGGCACGUGCGCAAAGGAACGUUUCAUAGGACAGCGCUAAAAUACUAUACAGCUUUGUGUUGCUGUUAUUCGUCCAACAUGCUGUAUGUUUACGGAUCGGUUUUGCGACAGUUUUCACCGUCGAUAUGCAAAUGACAUUGAAUAUCUGUAUAAUGUCGAUGCAAAACCGGAUGUUAUUAGAUUGUAGUAGACUGUUAUUGACAGUUUUUAUUUUAACUGUAUAUCCCUUUUCGAAUGGCUUUUAUAAGCGUUUCACGUUCGUUAAUGAAUAUCGAACAGUGGAAUGAGGCGAGCAGUUCGAUAAAUAGUAGAGAAAUGUGUUGAUUGUUGCGAGAUAAAAUCGUUUGGAGUUUAAUUAUUGAUGUCGUAUGAUUAAAGCAGCGUUUGGGAAUUUAAAUUUGGUGAAGCGUUGAUAAAUUGCCUUAAACGGACCACUAACAGUCUAAAUCGCCGCUGUGUAAAAUAUUACUACCAAAAAAUAACAGUUAUCUAGUUAGAGAUACGAUAAUAGUGAAUAUUAGGUGAAAAUAUAAAAGGGAAUUAUCAAGGUGGAAAAAUUCAUAAAUUUUAUAAAUAUCUUAUAAAUAAAUCAACAAUACAAGCUUUAUAGAUAUAGAUAUAUAAAAUACAGUAUAUACAUUGUAUACUUAGUGUGUGUGUGCAUAUAUUUACCAUAUAUAUAAGUAUAUGAAAAACUUCUGUGUAUAUCUAG